AUGAGUCGUACGAUUAUUUCGGCAGAGGCACUUCCCACCGCGAGUGUCGAAGCCUUAACCCAGAUCCUGGAACGAGUUCUCCUCUGUUCGACCAUUGGUGCUGAAAAACUGGCCAAGCAAUCUCACGCUGCUAUUCAGGAUCUGCCAGACGACAGCCGGCCAUGUACUUACGACGGUCUGGUGGACGUCGCCCGCUUUUGCCUCGAAGAGGAGCCUGGAUGGUCCCAUGACGAAUGCAUCGAAUUUCUCUCCCAAUAUCCCCGUCUGGACGUACUGGUAGGCGAGAAUCAGCGCCUGUCACAACUGUGCGAAGAAUACGAGACACGCUUUCCCGGCCUGCGAUAUAUUUCCAGUAAGAAUGAGCCCGACAUCGAUGCAGCUAUCAGCGAAGUCGAGCUUUCAUUGCAGCAUUAUAACUCGACGCACUCUUACGAGCCUUCCAGUGUCGAAUGGCGAGCAGAACUUGAUCAUGUGCUGGGUAUGAUGUGGGACUCGGCGGUAGAUCGCGCAUCUGCUUUGCACCCAGGUCCUGUCACGACUGAGCCCGACACAUUUGACAAAGUUGCCACCUCCCCAGAAAGCAAUGCAGCACCUUCCAAGCCACAGGAGGAGCGCGGCGAUGAUGAACCAUUCCUGUCCCUGUCUUCCUUCCGUGCUUUGGCUGUAACAUCGCCAUGUAUCGAAAAGUUUUUUGAGCAUGAUCUUCCCAAAUCAUUUCGACUCGAUGAAGUACAGUGGUCGAGCUCAGGAGGGGCGUUUGCUUGGCAUGCUGCCCCUGUUGUGCCUCGGAAUGGACAACGUGGUCCGGACGUAAAGUCGACCAAGUCAAGUGCUGGCACAGUUUCUAUUGCUUCCACGCUACUACAUGGAAAUACAGUUCCAUUACAUGCAGAGACGCCCGUAAGCUAUUCUCGAGAUAUCACAUCGGGUGCGCGUGGUAAAGUGGUCGGGUUCUUGGGUGGUCUUUUCGGUGAAGAAGGCAAAACUCGCAUUGAUGCAUUGGCUGAUCAGGUGGCACUUCGGCUCCAGGCUCAUUCUGUACGGGGCCCUAUACCAAGCUUUGCUCAGGAACCUGCACCCGAGCCCGAGAAAAAGUCACGCACAUGGCGCAACGCAUGGAUGCAAGGCAAGAGCGCCGCAUCCAAUGUCGUAUCAGAGGCGCGUUCCAGCACGUUUUCUGGACGCCUCGCCAAUGUUUUUGGAGUGCAGAGCGCUACUUCACCUGAAAAAGUCUCUAGUUCGGAGAAUGAAGAUACCACUAAUGAAUCAUGCUAUCAAGAUGGUGAUUCUGACUCAAGAACAGCGCUUCGUGGCAGUGACCUGGCAAGGGAAGGUCCGGAGGCAGCCGUGGCCACUCUUCGUGCCGCGAAUGAAACACUUUUACAAGAGCGAAGCGCUUUUGUAAUUGACGAAACACCCUCCGCAGACAACACUAUGGGUGAAGGUGAAGAUGAGGCUGAUCACGAUGUAGAAGGAUUGGAUGCCCUCAUUGCUGGUGCCGCUGAACCUUCGCUGACAUCGCCCACCGCUUGA
Messenger RNA from Malassezia restricta, 1533 nucleotides. RefSeq names its product OHCU decarboxylase. Lineage: Eukaryota; Fungi; Basidiomycota; Malasseziomycetes; Malasseziales; Malasseziaceae. Bases 1 to 1533 code for a protein of 510 amino acids. The transcript has a single exon. The record is from RefSeq and is a predicted model, not a curated record.